Molecule: messenger RNA, 1674 nt
Organism: Aspergillus saccharolyticus JOP 1030-1
Lineage: Eukaryota; Fungi; Ascomycota; Eurotiomycetes; Eurotiales; Aspergillaceae
Product: putative MFS transporter
Exons: 4
Coding region: 1-1674 (557 amino acids)
Biological process (GO): biotin import across plasma membrane
Cellular component (GO): membrane
Molecular function (GO): dethiobiotin transmembrane transporter activity; solute:proton symporter activity; biotin transmembrane transporter activity
Source: RefSeq, a predicted model, not a curated record
AUGUCCCUGGCAGAGUCCGCCCCUCACCACCCCGGCGGGGUCAAACAACCCAACACCGAGAGCAUUCAUGAACGGUCGCUUGAGAGUCGUGAAGACGAUCAUGACCCUGAAACGGGCAGUGAGCCCGAGUCCGAGGCUGACAUUGCCGAGAUCGAGCGCAUCUAUAGGAAGCUCGAUUGGCGCAUUAUCCCCGCAUUCUGGGUGCUCUAUUUCCUCUGUGCAGCGGUUCGCUCCAAUGUCGGUCUCGCGCAGACGAUGAACGAGAGCUCGGGCCAUGAUCUGGGCUCCGUGCUGAACAUGACCCCCCACCAGAUCUCCACGGCUCUGGCGCUGUUCUAUGUCUGCUAUGUGAUCUUCGACCUGCCCUCCAACCUGAUCAUGACCCGUCUGAGCCCGCAUGUCUGGAUGAGUCGCAUCGUCAUUAGUGUGGGCAUCAUCGGGAGCUGCAUGACGGCGAUGAAGGCCGCCUGGAGUCUAUACCUCCUCCGUCUGCUUCUCGGUAUCGUCAUCGCGGGCAUGUGGCCCGGCAUGACCUACUACCUGACGCUCUUCUACCCACCCUCCCGCACGGGCAAACGCAUCGGCCAAUACUACACGGCCGCGCAAGUUUCCGCCGCGGUCGUCGGUCUCGUCUCCGCGGGCUUCCAAGAGAUGGACGGCGAGCGCGGCCUAGUAGGGUUCCAGUGGAUGUUCCUCGUGUACGGGGUGAUCACCACGGUGGUCGGCGUCCUGCUGCUCUGGUGGCUCCCCGACCGGCCGCUCGCACCCGGCGCGGAGCCCAAGAAGCGCAAAUACCUGUGGUGGCUGCCACGCAGCCCCCCCGCGCUGACCGGCCGCGACGCCGAGAUUCACUACCAAGACCUGAAGCGAGUAUACCACCGCGCGCAAUGGACGUGGCGGGAUCUGUUGAAUGUGUUCCUCGACUGGCGCCUCUGGCCCCUGCUGAUCAUGUACUUUGGCGUCGUCGGCGUGGGCAUCGGCACGCAGAGCUACGCGACCGUCAUCAUUCAAAGCAUCAACCCAUCCCUGAGCGGAAUUGAUCUAAGUUUACUCACUGCCCCAAUCUGGAUCAUGGACCUAAUCGCCAUUCUCCUGGUAACCCCCAUCAGCGACCGCUUCCACCGCCACCGCUCGGUCUUCUUCUCCGUACCCGUCCUCCUCCAGAUCCUCGGCCUCCUCCUCACCACCUACGCGGGCACGGCCAGCAACUCGUGGCCCCGGUACGGCGGCCUCCUGAUCGUGGGAUUCGGACUGGGCCCCACUGUGCCCAUCACCAUGACCUGGACGACGGAGAUCUUCCAGCCGCGCCACGGGGAAGUCGGCGUGGCGGCCGCCUCGGCCGUCGUGUCGGGUCUGGGGAAUCUGGGCAGUAUCAUGACCACGUACGCGCUGUACGCCGGAUGGAAGAGCGACUACGAGGCGCCCGGCCGCGCCAAGUAUCGGAAGAGUAAUCUGGUCAUGGUCGGCAUCCUCUGCGCGAGUAUCCUGGCGGCGAUCACGAUGGAGGUGUUGCUCCGCGUGGUGGAUGGGAAGAACGGGAGAUCCCACAAAGCGGAAACGGACAAUGCCGCGGGGGCGGCAGUCGUGAUGGAUGGGGCCGCUAGACGGGAGGCCAGGCAGCGCGGUCUCGAUGGGUUGGGGUCUAGCCUGUUCAAGGUCUUUAAGAGGGGUUGA